Messenger RNA from Mus musculus (house mouse), 2608 nucleotides. It is a transcript of the gene Mucl3, whose product is annotated as mucin like 3. Gene Ontology annotation, cellular component: plasma membrane; cytoplasm. The transcript is spliced from 3 exons. NCBI's taxonomy places the organism in Eukaryota, Metazoa, Chordata, Mammalia, Rodentia, Muridae. Bases 28 to 1530 code for a protein of 500 amino acids. The record is from RefSeq and is marked validated.
GUCCCUGAGCAGCCUCCCAGCUCUGACAUGGCUCAGCCGACCAGUGGCCUCUAUUCUACUUUUGGCUUCUUCAUCUGCCUCCUCUUCUUUCCGGCUUCUUGGGAGGCAGGUGCUAACACAUUUCAAGAACUUCAAAAGACUGGCGAACCUCCAAAAUUCGAUCACUUACUCCCUCUUACUCAGGGUCUUACUCAUAGAGCCUCUUCUGACCAAAAAACCUCAAGGCAACAUCCUCCAGACCUCCCUGAGGCUACAGCAACCCAGAAGGCCAAAAACCAGUGCAACACCACUCGCCUUGUCAAACCAGUGCACACACCUCUAGACAACGCCAAAGCCGCAGACUAUGGAAACACCACUGUCCGUCAUGAAAUGCCUCCGGCUUCAGAGAAGGAUCUCAGCAGUCAAGGAAAACACCUAAUGGCCAGGAAUGAGCGCUCGGCUGACGACCCCAGAUCCACUACCUCAGAGAACGGGUCAGAUGGAAAACGUUUGACCUCAGCACCCAGGAGAAACACAAGCUGUAUGCCUUCAACAAGGCGAACCAGCUUAACGACGAAAUCAGGUAUGAGAGCGAGUCCCAUGGGGGCCAGUGCCAGCUUAAGGACCACCUCACAGAAGCCCACAACUUUCCAUGUCUCAGAGCUCAUUAGACAAAGUUCUUCCCCAGUGUAUGCCACAGAAACCCCAAGGACCUCAUACAACACCCUAAAGACCCUAACAACAUCAGGACCUGAACAUCACACAAUUCCGUUUGCCUCAGACAAGUCUGUCCAGAUAACUACAGAACACAUUAAAGAGGCCACAUCAGCUAGCGAGAUCACAAGAACCCAAUCAACAUUCACCAAGUAUGAAGGAAAGACCAGCCCAGCUAGUGAGAGUAGCUCGCAAGCCCAGGUGCUUCCCAUAAAACAUCAUACCACAUCGGCCAGUGAAAAUACGAUACCGGUCUCAGCAAAGUCCACACCAUCUACCGAGAAAGCUACAAAACCCACAGCGAGUCCCACCGUAUUCCAGAGGAAAACCAUAGUAGCCACUAAGACUGUAAGAGCCACAAGAACCUCUGAGAGAACACCAGUAUUCUUGGAGACCACACAACCAGCCAAAGCCACAGAAGACAAGUCAUCUACUGUCCCUUCUCAUGUCCAUAAAACGGAGACCAUGCACCAAGGGACAGUUGGCUCUUUGACAUCCAGAACGAACCUGGGACUCAGCACUUCAGAAGCUCACUACCCCCAGCAGAGCACCCACAGCUUGCCUGGAGGCCUCCAUGCUGCUGGGGAAACAGGGGAGAAUAAUUCAUUCCCUGUGUGGGCUAUAGUUAUUGUGAUCCUUAUGGCUGUGAUUAUCCUGCUGGUUUUCAUUGGCCUGAUCCUUUUGGUCUCCUGUGCAUCACGAGCACGCCAUGUACUGACCCAGAACUCAGAGGAGCCCGAGCCCCAGCCUGAAGACAAAGGGAGCCGCAAUUCCUACCCAGUUUACCUGAUGGAGCAGCAGAAUUUGAAUCUAAACCAGAUCCCUUCCCCACCAUGACCGCGAGACCUGCAUCCCCAGACCUUCCAGGCUUAGCCCCUUUCCUGGAAGAUGCAUUAGAUUCCGAAUUCAUGAACUCAGAAAGGGCAGCAAAAACUAACAGACAAAAGCUGUAGCCCCCAUCGGCCAUGCUCCUAACUGACUAGCUGAGGAACAAGGCGGUAAGGGCAACAGACGAACAUUUGGAGGAGAGAGAAGAAAGAAUAACUCAAGUACUCUCCAUAGAAAGUGAUGUAAGAAUAGCAUUGAUGGACAGCAGGGGCGGGACCAGUACAGGAAAGGGCGUGGCUUGGUGAGGCAUCAGCACCUCCACAUUCCAAAGACUAGUAGGACCCUGGGUCCCAGGAGGAGUGAAGACAGGUGCUCAGGUUUAAAAACUGAUUUAUAGUAAUUAUGUCCACCCCUACCUAAGAUGCACACACUUCUGAAUUCUUGAGAUACCAGAUAUGUUUAAAUUGUUUUUAGUUUUUAAAAAGGGCCCCAAAAUAAAGGAAGAUUGAACUAUUUUCUUCUCUACUCUCUCUUCUGCCUGGAGAGAGAGAGAGAGAGAGAGAGAGAGAGAGAGAGAGAGAGAGAGAGAGAGAGAGAGAGAGAGAGAGAGAGGGAGAGAACCCCUACCCUGCAAAAGGUUACAAAUUCCUCCACCCCACGCAUAGCUCUUCCCUUUUCCUCGUGAGUCUCUUGGUUUUUCUGGAUGUCUGUGGUGGGUUUUCUGUCCGUGGGUGGGUACACACGGGGGUUUAUGUUUGCCUGCAGUCUCAUCCACUAAGCCUCAUCCCCAGCCUUCCCCGGUGGUGCAUCUUCUCAGCACUUGGCAUUUCUCCAUCUUUACCGAAAGCGCGUGCUGGCUUCAACUUGCGGGAGUCACCGUCGUCACUCAGCCCACAUCCCCUCUCCUCGCUCUCCACCAUGUUCUGACUUUCCUUCUCACAGGCGGUUCAUCUAUGUGUGCUUGGAAGAUUUUCUUUCCAAUUUAACCCGUUUCUUUACCUGGUGCGCAAGACGAGGAGCGGGGAGGAAGUGGAUAGAGGACAGGCGCCCUCUGCUGGGCUUCUGUAAUAAAGCAUGAUGUAUUUCU